Cinclus cinclus is the source of this 4305-nucleotide messenger RNA. Its product is annotated as ankyrin repeat and fibronectin type-III domain-containing protein 1-like. The record is from RefSeq and is a predicted model, not a curated record. Gene Ontology annotation, biological process: regulation of establishment of bipolar cell polarity; establishment of mitotic spindle orientation. Bases 1 to 4305 code for a protein of 1434 amino acids. The transcript has 23 exons. Gene Ontology annotation, cellular component: spindle. Gene Ontology annotation, molecular function: protein binding. Lineage: Eukaryota; Metazoa; Chordata; Aves; Passeriformes; Cinclidae.
AUGACACAACAGAUGAGGGACCUGCAGCUGGCACAGGCCAGAAAGCCACCAGGCCCUUCCUCACCAAACGCAGCCAAGAGGCUCUACCGAAACCUGUCUGGGAAAUUCCGCGUCAACUACACCUCCUUUGACGAGGGCAGCCUGGUGGGACGGGGUGACAAGGAGAAGCUCCGCAAGUCUUACCUGUUCCAGAGCAAUGCUGCCCUCUUUGAGGCUGUGGAGCUGCAGGAUCUUGACAGGGUGCAGGAGAUGCUGAAGCACUACAGCCCUGAGGAGCUGGACCUCAACACCCCCAACAGCGAGGGGCUCCUGCCCCUGGACAUUGCCAUCAUGACCAACAAUGCUCCCAUCGCCAGGGCCCUGCUACAGGCGGGAGCGAAGGAGAGCCCACACUUCGUGAGCCUGGAAAGCCGCUCGCUGCACCUCUCCACGCUGGUGCGGGAAGCGGAGCAGCGCGUCAACGAGCUGAUGGCACAGGUGGUGAACGAGGCACCCAACGCUGACUGCUCCGAGAAGGAGAAACAGCUCAAGGCCUGGGAGUGGCGAUUCCGGCUUUACAAGCGCAUGAAGGCAGGGUUUGAGCAUGCCCGAGUGCCAGAUGCCCCUAGCAGCGUCCACCUCUCUGUGGCCAGCAGCUCCUCAUUGCAGGUGACCUUCUGGGAGCCCCUGAGCAUCAACUUGGCUGUUGUCACCAAGUACAAAGUGGAGUGGAGCUGUUCCCCCAGCUUCUUGCCACUGCUGGGAGAAGCAUUGAUCGACAAGCUGAAGGAGCUGCACUUUACCAUCCAGGGGCUGGUGUCGGGCACGGCGUACCACGUCCGCGUGUCUGCCUACAACAUGAAGGGCUGGGGUCCCCCGCAAGCCUCCACGCCCCCCUUCGCCAUCCCUUCCAACUGGCGGGAGUACGAUGGCCGGGCACCGCGGCGGAGGGGACAGGCUGAGGCUCUGGACCAUCUGCUGGGCCAGGUGAAGACCGUCCACCAGCACUGCAUUUGCCAUGAACCCUGCAAGAACCAGCCCCAGAGCAGAAAGCAUUCAGUCUCCAAGAGUCUCAAGCACCUCUUCCACCCUGGCAGCAAGUUUCUCAAGACAUUGAAGCGGGGCCUCUACCUGACAGCCAUCUUCUACAAGGAUGACAACAUCUUGGUGACCCAUGAAGACCAGAUCCCUGUGGUGGAGAUUGAUGACACCUACUCCUGCCUGCUCAUGCAGGAUUUCCUCUGGCUUACCAAGGUGUCAUGUAUGUGGGACGAGAUCCUGUGGCUGCGGCAGUGUGUCACCGUAUCCCAGUCCUCCUGCUCCUGCAUCCUGCAGACACGCUUCAAGAUGCUGCUGGCCAUCUCGCAGAUGCAGGGGCUGCUAGGCAUCCAGGACCUGGGGCAGGUUUUCUUCGAACCCAUCAAAGACAAACAGGGCAACAUCCUCAUCGUCACCCUGAAGGAGGUGAAGACCAACCAGACCUUUGAGAGCGUCCGCUGGGUCCCCAUCUGCAAGCUGCAGAGCAGCCGCAAGUCCGUGUCCUCCCCUGAGGAGCCCACUGCUCUGGACAUGCUGCUCAUCUCUGUCCAGGACAAGCUGGCAUAUCACCAGCGGAGCAGCCUUGCCCUCUCCCCGGGCCUCUACCUGGGCUACUUGAAGCUGUGCAGUGCCGUGGAUCAGAUCCGAGUGCUGGUGCCAGAGCAGCUCCCCAACAUCCUGUGCCACGUCAAGAUUCGCUCCAAUCCCAACAUCUCCAGGGAUGAGUGGGAGUGGCUGCAGAAGAUGGCCAGCGUGGAGGAGCCUGUUCCCACAGAGACAGAGACUGACAGGUUCCAGAACCCCUUGUUUCAGGAGCUCCAAGUGGCCAUCAAGGAGCUGAUGACCCUGGUGAACAUCCCAUUGCAGGAGGCCAAAGACUUCCGUCUGUACAGCCAAGAGGUGCUGGAAUUUGGGGACCAGGUCUCCUUCCUGCUGCUGCUGCCUCCAUCAGAUGAUGUCUGCACUGCUCCAGGCCAGAACAACCCCUACACCCCUCGCUCUGGCUUCCUCACACUGCCACUGCAGAUCUUCGAGCUGGUUCACUUCUUCACAUACGACCGAGAGUUCAUCACGCAGUACUGCCAGGUGUCCGCCCUGCUGGAGCUGGAGUCACUUCUCUCCCAGCAGAGCCUCAGGGAGGCUUUCUCCGAUGCUGAGCUCUCCACUGCCAAGCAGAGGCACCAGCAGGUUCAGGACUACAUCCAGCAAAUGGAGGAGAUCUGGCGAGAGAUGCGCUGGAUCAUGGAUGUCCUGCAGCAUGCCCGCUACAAGCAGCCCUCCUGUGGGGUGUCUCUCAUUGGCUUCCUCAGCGAGGCUGGAGGUCCAAUGAAGGAGAAAACCCAAUCCUCCUCAUCCCACCUUGAGUACCUUCCGUCCCCAGUGCCCUCACCAGAGACCAGCCACAAGCUCAACUCUGACUCGCACGGGCUGUCAGAUGAGGAAGGCUCCUCGGAGGUGUUCCUGGCCACCGACAGUGACUAUGACUCCAGCCGGGCGCAGAGCCCAAAGGAGCUCGACCUGGUGUACUCCUCCUCGGGGCCCGAAUGCUGCAGCCGGAGGGUGGCCCGCACCUUGAGGGACAGUGCCCCGGAUGUCCUGCAGAGCAACGAGCUCAAGACCCCAUCGCCAGUGCCACCACCACCCGAGGAGCCGCGGCCACCGCCCAUGCUCUACGACAGUGACUUCGUGCUGCCCAGCCGGCAGAUUGAGCUGCUGCGCAUCACAGAGAAGCGACAGGCGUACUGCGUCCGCACCAGCAGCCUGGACUUCCCCAAGCCCCACUGCCCCACCCCGAGAAAGUCCUGCCCUGGCUCCGUGGACAUCUCCCCGACUGAGAGCAGGACCACAGGGCACUGCGGCCAGCUCAGGCUGGGGACUGGCUCGACAGCCAGCCCCGAGCACCACCGGGGCAGGCAGGGCUCAGAGCCCGCCUGCCGGACGCGCUCAGAUGAGUGGACUCAGAACUUGCCAGAGCAGCAGCCAGAGCAGCCCGGUGGCUUGGCUGACCAAGGGAAGAAGCUGGGCUCUGUCACCUUGAGGGUCUGCCCUCAGUAUGAAACGGGACUCUCCAAAGAGACCAGUGUCAAGGAGGAGGGACUUCACACAGAUCCCUCCAUGCUGCACAUCACCAGCCAGACGCCUGCCAGGGAGGUGGUGAAGUUGGUGGUGCUGGAGAUGAACGACAUCUCGCAGGACGUGCUGGGCGGCUCAGCCGCUGUCUGCUACGGCGAGGAGCAGCUGGAGCACUUCGGACUGGUGUUCGCUGCUGACGAGAGCGAGCGGUGGCUCCCCGAUGAUUUCUUGCCUCUGUCCCUCCACACCAGCCAGCCCGAGGGGCGGUUCUAUGUCCGCAUCAAGGAGACCUCCCCUCUGGUGCUCCAGUACGGGCCAGCGACCACCCUCGGGGACGCCUGGACACAGCUCAUCUGUAAGAAGAUUGGCAGUGCUGGAGCAGAGGGUGUGUUACCGUGGCUCUUGGCAAUUGCCAACAACCCAAAUCUUUCCCAAGGCAGGCAGGGUGGACGAUGUGGGACGUGCUCCUGCAGUGUGCUGGCCCUCAAGCUGUCAGACUGGCUGGAGCAGGCCAGUGAAGGGGGAAGAGUCAUCAGUGAGGAGUGUGUGAAGCUCUUCUCUCCAGAGACAAAGAGCAGCAGUGGAGCAGGUUUUGCUCUCGCCUGGUCUGAUUCCAGGACAAGUAAUCUUUGUUUACCAUCAUUACCCAUCUGGACAGUGGAUUACAUCUGUGCUCAGAGAGUCAUAGAAGUGUUAAGGAGCACAGUGGAUGCUCAGGGGCUCCAGCGUCCAGUGCAGCCACCCCAGCGACCCUGUGCCGUGCCAGGCCGUGCCGUGCCGUGCCAGGCUAUGCUGGGCUGUGCCGUGCUGUGCCAUGCCGUGCCAUGCCGGGUCGGGCCGUACCGUGCCGGACUGUGCCUGGUCCGUUCACACACGGCCGUGGCCCGAGCGCUGGAGGUUCGGGCAGCCCGGAGGCUCAGGCACGCUCCUCCGCGGGACUUCAAAGCGGGCUCCUUUGUGUGUGUGCGUGUUUGUUCCCCUCCCCUCGGUACGACUGCUCUGAUCGAUGUGACAUCACCUAGAGACGACGCGGGGGGACCAGACCCCGCCAUUGUCCCCGGGCUGGGAGGCGAUGUCCGUCUCCUAGGAGGUGGGAGCUGGGGCUCGCAGGCAUGCUUUCAUCUCGCUGACCUGCCCCGCUGGCGAGAGGGUUCUUCCCAAGGCACCGGCCUGGGGAGAGGCGUCCCCAUUGCACAGCAGAAGGGACACGAGUGA